This is a messenger RNA of Lotus japonicus, 558 nucleotides long. RefSeq lists its product as uncharacterized. The transcript has a single exon. Bases 1 to 558 code for a protein of 185 amino acids. Lineage: Eukaryota; Viridiplantae; Streptophyta; Magnoliopsida; Fabales; Fabaceae. The record is from RefSeq and is a predicted model, not a curated record. Gene Ontology annotation, molecular function: catalytic activity.
AUGUUUAACACCCUCACUUGGAAUAUUAGAGGUGCUGCCGCGAAGGGAGUUCCUCUACUAAUUAAGGAUUUGGUUGCAAGACAUAAAAUAAGCUGUAUGGCGUUGUUUGAGACCCGAGUCAGUGGUCCAAAAGCAUUGAAAAUAAUCUCUAAGUUAGGUUUUGAUAAGUCCUUUGUGGUAGAUGCUGAAGGCUUUGCGGGUGGCAUAUGGAUCCUAUGGAAGAGCUUCGAAGUCCAGUUGGAGGUUCUCCAUUCUCACCGCCAGUUUGUCCACACACGUGUGCUAUCGGGAAGCUCCCAGGCUGCGUUUCUGACCUUUGUGUAUGGGAGCCCACAAGGAGUGACGCGGAAUGCUCUUUGGGAAUCCUUGGAAAAUUUUAGCCAACAUAUAAGGUCCCCUUGGCUUGUGAUGGGGGAUUUUAAUGCUUACCUUGGAGCUGAUGAGAAAUUUGGUGGUGCAGCUGCCAAUGUUAGUUCUAUGAGACGGUUCCGUUCUUGUUUAUCUAGCAGCAACCUCUCUGAUAUGGGGUUCAAAGGUCCCCCCUAUACGUGGGAAUGA